Messenger RNA from Thamnophis elegans (Western terrestrial garter snake), 1304 nucleotides. RefSeq names its product biogenesis of ribosomes BRX1 (gene BRIX1). The record is from RefSeq and is a predicted model, not a curated record. Lineage: Eukaryota; Metazoa; Chordata; Lepidosauria; Squamata; Natricidae. Gene Ontology annotation, cellular component: nucleolus. Gene Ontology annotation, biological process: rRNA processing; ribosomal large subunit assembly. Gene Ontology annotation, molecular function: rRNA binding.
GAUCCUAGAGCGGUCGAAAGGGAGGCCCUCUGGGAGAAGGCAAAUGGCGGCGACCAAGAGGCGGCGUGGAGCUGGCAAGGCCACCGCAGCCGGGCCGAAGAAAAAACGCGCGAAGGGAGCUUCGGAAGGGAAGGAGAGCGUGGAGGCCGAGAGAGAUCCGUUCUCCGUGCCGGGCCAGGAUGAAUUCCACAUCCCUCCCCCUGUUUUCCAGGGUAAAUGGAACAACAAAGAGAGGGUCCUCAUUUUUUCUUCCAGAGGAAAAUUUAGGACAAGGCAUCUAAUGAAGGAUUUGCGUACAUUAAUGCCUCAUUCUAAAGCAGAUACCAAAAUGGACAGGAAAGACAAGCUAUUUAUCAUUAAUGAGGUCUGUGAAAUGAAGAAUUGCAAUAAGUGCAUAUUUUUUGAAGCCAAAAAGAAGCAAGAUCUUUACAUUUGGCUUUCAAAUGUCCCCCAUGGACCAUCAGCCAAGUUUUUAGUCCAGAACAUUCACACAUUGGCUGAGUUGAAGAUGACUGGAAACUGUUUGAGAGGUUCUCGACCCGUUCUUUCUUUCGAUCCAGUUUUUGACCAGAAACCACAUUAUGCUUUGCUGAAAGAGCUAUUUAUUCAGAUCUUUAGUACUCCACAGUAUCAUCCCAGGAGUCAGCCUUUUGUAGACCAUGUUUUCGCCUUCUCCAUCGCAGAUGAGAGGAUCUGGUUUCGAAAUUAUCAGAUCAUAGAAGAAGAUGGAGCUCUUGUUGAAAUUGGGCCUCGUUUUGUCCUGAACCUAAUCAAGAUCUUCCAGGGCAGCUUUGGAGGACAAACCCUGUAUCAAAACCCUCAUUACCAAUCUCCAAAUAUGCAUCGUCGAAUAAGACUGGCCCUAGUUGCUAAAUUUAGAGAAAAGCAAAACAUGAAGCAGUUACAGAAAUUGAAGAGUAAGGAAGACCAAGCACUCAUUCCUAAAGAUCCCACCGAGGAAGUAUUUGAAACGCCAGCUGAAGAAAAGCCAGUGGAGAUAGAACUGGUGAGGCCAGAACCAAAAAUGAGGUUGAAAAAGAAAAAGAAGAAAGUACACCAACGGCAGAGGAAGUGGAAGAGAAAGAUUGGCAGAAUUGGAGUUCAGAAUUAGAACUUUGGAAAAAAAGAUGGAGAUUAACUGGACUUUAUAAUAUGGGAGUCUUAAUCAUUUGCUAUGCUACUUUUCUAAUCAAGUUCUCUACUGUAGCAUCAUGUUGUAAUCACUUAUUGGCUGGUGUUAAAUAUUUUUACAAAAAAUUUUUUGGCUUUUCUUGCUUUUUUACUUAAAAAGGAAGUUGGUGAUA